This is a messenger RNA of Phytophthora infestans T30-4, 1458 nucleotides long. Its product is annotated as CAAX prenyl protease 1. Gene Ontology annotation, biological process: CAAX-box protein processing. The transcript has a single exon. The coding region runs from base 1 to 1458 and encodes 485 amino acids. Lineage: Eukaryota; Oomycota; Peronosporomycetes; Peronosporales; Peronosporaceae. The record is from RefSeq and is a predicted model, not a curated record. Gene Ontology annotation, cellular component: endoplasmic reticulum membrane. Gene Ontology annotation, molecular function: metalloendopeptidase activity.
AUGGCCGAGCUUUCUUGGUUGCAAGCGCCUUACUUCACGGAGCCAGGAUGGAGGCCCAGCACGAGCCCCGUGCCCUAUUUCCUGGGCGCACUGAUCUUUAUGACUGUCGUCUACCUGCUCGAGACGUAUCUGGACAUUCGUCAGCACCGUAAACUGCACGAUAAGCAGUUCCCUAAGCCUCUGACUGAGGCCAUCGAGGGCCUUGGCAGCUACAACAUUAAGAAGAAGGACGAAAAGGAACCAGAGGACGACAAAAGGGAGGAUGCCGAUGCACAGGAAGAAGAGGAGACGACGCUGUUGGCUGCCAUCCAGGCAAAGUUCGACAAGAGUCGCGCGUACGGACUGGACAAGAGCACUUUUGGCUUCGUGCACGGCGUCUACAACCAGCUGGAGGCCAUCGCCUUCUUGCUCCUGGGCUAUCUACCCUUUGUGUGGACCAUGAGCGGCAAGGCGCUAUUGUUUUUGGGACUGGACGCCGACAAUGAGAUUUACCGAGCUCUGAUGUUGCUGACUCUUACGACUAUCCGGAACACACUCGUGGGCAUCCCCUUCGGUCUUUACUCGACGUUCGUGGUGGAAGCGCGUCACGGUUUCAACAAGCAGACACUGGGGCUGUUCUUUAUGGACAUGAUCAAGAGCUUCGGGCUGUUUAUUGUCAUUGGCUUCCCCGUCACAGCGGCGUUGAUCUACGUCAUCCGAUGGGGAGGAGAGUAUUUCUACAUGUACGUCUGGGCGUUCCUGUUCGCCUUCUCCGUCAUCAUGAUGACGCUCUAUCCCGUGCUCAUCAUGCCCCUAUUCAACAAAUUCACGCCGCUAGAAGAGGGCGAUCUUCGUACGCGCAUCGAAGCGCUGGCUGCGAGUCUCAACUUCCCGUUGACCAAACUCUUCGUCACGGACGGCUCCAAGCGCUCUAGCCACAGCAACGCCUACUUCUUCGGACUAUUCAAGAGCAAGCGCAUUGUGCUCUUCGAUACGCUACUGGAGCAGGCGACGCACGACGAGAUCGUCGCUGUACUGGGCCACGAACUUGGGCACUGGAAGCUCUGGCACACCGCACAAGGCUUUGUGAUCCAACAAGUGUACAUCUUGGCUUCGUUCUACGUGUUCGGUCUUUGCAUGAAUGAUGCCGAGCUGUUCGCGAGCUUCGGCUUCGCAGGCGACUCGGCCAAGCCUGUGAUCAUCGGCUUCUUGCUCUUUUCGCAGACCAUGUGGGCGCCAGUCGAGCACGUCUUGUCCUUCCUGAUGACGUUGAACACGCGCAAGAACGAGUUCCAGGCCGACGCGUUUGCAGUGGAUCUUGGACACGCUGUUGCGCUCAAGUCGGGACUCACCAAGCUCGCGAUCGAGAACUUGUCCAACAUGAACCCGGACGUGCUGUACAGUGCCUACCACUACAGCCACCCGCCACUCGUUGAGCGUCUCAAUGCCAUCACAGCGCGUGCCAAGAAGUCGCAGUAA